AUAGAAGUUAGCAGUCAACCAGGAACGGGACCGGGCAGUCUUCCACUCAAUUUCUUAAUCUAUCGGCCUGCACUAUCCCUCCUGUAUGGUGGAUAUUAUAUUAAAUUCUUCUUUCUUGGGUGAUAUGGGGGAUCAUUCCAAAAAGAAGUCUGGAAUCGCAAUGUGUGUGGGCUGUGGGAGUCAGAUCCACGACCAGUACAUCCUGCGGGUCGCCCCGGACCUGGAGUGGCAUGCUGCGUGUCUGAAGUGCUCGGAAUGCAGUCAGUACCUGGAUGAGACGUGCACUUGCUUCGUCCGAGAUGGCAAGACAUACUGCAAAAGAGAUUAUGUAAGAUUAUUUGGGAUUAAAUGUGCAAAAUGUAACAUUGGCUUCUGCAGCAGUGAUCUGGUGAUGAGAGCUCGUGACAACGUUUACCACAUGGAGUGUUUUAGGUGCUCGGUGUGCAGCCGGCAGCUUGUGCCGGGGGAUGAGUUCUCUCUGCGGGACGAGGAGCUGCUCUGUCGGGCUGAUCACGGGUUACUUCUGGAACGGGCCUCAGCGGGAAGCCCCAUUAGUCCGGGAAAUAUUCUCUCCAGGUCUUUUCAUAUUGCUGAUCCUGUGUCAGUUCGACAGCCUCCUCAUCGGAACCACGUCCACAAGCAGUCAGAGAAAACCACUCGGGUGCGAACAGUAUUGAACGAGAAGCAGCUUCAUACCCUUCGGACCUGUUACAAUGCCAACCCAAGACCAGACGCUCUUAUGAAAGAACAAUUGGUAGAGAUGACCGGUCUUAGCCCAAGGGUCAUCAGAGUUUGGUUUCAGAACAAACGUUGUAAAGACAAGAAGAGAACUAUAUUCAUGAAGCAACUUCAACAACAGCAUCACAUCGAUAAAACUAAUCUUCAGGGGCUGACGGGUACACCUAUGGUGGCAGGCAGUCCAAUUCGACACGACAACACGGUCCUAGGGAACCCAGUAGAGGUGCAGACUUACCAGCCCCCCUGGAAGGCCCUGAGCGAGUUCGCCUUGCAGAGUGACCUGGACCAGCCCGCUUUCCGGCAGUUGGUGUCUUUUUCUGAAUCGGGCUCCAUGGGUAACUCCUCCGGCAGUGAUGUGACCUCCUUGUCGUCGCAGUUGCCGGACACCCCGAACAGCAUGGUACCAAGUCCGAUGGACACGUGAGACCAGCCCAACAGUGACGCUUCGAACUCCAGCAUGCUCCCGCGUGCUCUGCAUGAGAAUUGGCUAGUUAACAGCUUUGAGAGGAAAAGGAUUUCAUCUUAUUUAAAGAACAUUAACGCUGGAUUUGUCUAUGAGGAUGCACCAUUUGUUCACAGAGGGACCGGUCUGCAUUGCUCAGGAUCGGAUGAAUUACCAGCCAGUGACAACCAAGGGCUAUAACUAAAGCGGAGGCUGAGCCUCGGAUCUUACCUACAUGGUUGGACAUAGCCUACGUGAGGAUUAUAUCUACAAACAUUCAACUUUAUUAUGAGUCGCUAGCUUGUAAUGAUGAACAUAUCAGAACAUUAUCCAUAGUGGCCAACAGUUGUAUAGUUUCAUCUAUGUAAGUUUCCUAUGUCGGGUUGCGACCAUGACUCUGUAGAUGUGCAUGAUUUCUAGAGAUGAUUUAAAAUCAAGCCCUGUAAAAUAGUGUAAUUAAGUGGAUGGGAUACAGAUUGUGGAACCUUUCAAGAAAAAAGUAAGUUAUUGAUAUUUAUUAUGCGAAAAUGUAGGCUAUCGUAAUAAACCCAUAUGAACGGUUUAAUGUCUAAUGAACUCUGCAUGUGAAAUCUCAGAUGCAGUAAUUCAAUCAAAUAUUAACUGAAAUUUCAAAUGGACAAAAUAAAUCACUAUGUAUUUAUGAAACGGCUAUUUCAUGGUGGUUUUGCGUUGCCAUAAACCUAUGGGCUUAAUCUAAACUAUGUAGCCAGGGUGAAAAACGUUUGAGAUGUAAUAGGCCUAUAGAAUCUCUAAUUAAUUUCGAACCAUCCAAAAUAAAUCACGGUGAUGUCAGUUAAGACCACAAUCUUUCAGAGCAUCGCGUCAGUCAUUAGAGAAAAUCAAUUUGAUGGAAGCUAUCAUUUUAAUGGCAUAUUCAAACAUCGUAAGGCAACAGAAUCACAGUUGGUCAAAUGCAAGCAUUUCUACGUUGAGGCCUGUUUGUUAAAUACAAUUGAGGAUAACACAUUGUUUAUUUAAUUGUCCUCCACAUAUGGAUUUGCGAUGUGAUCAUUCCAGUUUCACUUGUAAAGUCACAAGUCUAGACCGAGGACAGGGCUCGGCGGCUCCUUAUCUACGCUUGGCAUCAUCUGCAAACGAUACAUUGAAUGGAACCACAACAAACCCACCUCUCUCUGUCGCUGGAGUCUGUGCUGAAGGGGACUCCCACCCUGCGAACGCAUACUGGCAUGUCUUGGGUUUAUUUUCCUUUCAGGCAAAAUCCUGGAUAGCCUCUGGACAAGGA
Oncorhynchus gorbuscha (pink salmon) is the source of this 2444-nucleotide messenger RNA. RefSeq names its product insulin gene enhancer protein ISL-2B. The transcript has 6 exons. Gene Ontology annotation, cellular component: nucleus. Bases 86 to 1162 code for a protein of 358 amino acids. Gene Ontology annotation, molecular function: DNA-binding transcription factor activity, RNA polymerase II-specific; cis-regulatory region sequence-specific DNA binding. The record is from RefSeq and is a predicted model, not a curated record. Gene Ontology annotation, biological process: axonogenesis; neuron fate specification; positive regulation of transcription by RNA polymerase II. Lineage: Eukaryota; Metazoa; Chordata; Actinopteri; Salmoniformes; Salmonidae.